Molecule: messenger RNA, 1204 nt
Organism: Chrysoperla carnea
Lineage: Eukaryota; Metazoa; Arthropoda; Insecta; Neuroptera; Chrysopidae
Exons: 2
Coding region: 31-867 (278 amino acids)
Source: RefSeq, a predicted model, not a curated record
GAAAUUUUAAGUUAAAUUGUUCAAACAAAUAUGAAGAUUUUCAAUUUGAUCUUGUUUACAGUGUGUAUAUUCAUGGUGGUCGAACAUUGCCGAUGUAAUGCGAGGACUACAUCUAAAUUGGCAAAUGGGAACAAAAAUUUUAAAAAAUUGUCGUUAAAUAGGCAAAACAAUCAUCGAAGUUCUGUAAACGCAUUAAGAAAUCAAAACCAUUUUGGAAGAUCAAGACCGACUCGCAAACAAAAACACGAUUAUCCUACUAAUAAAAGAUAUGAUAAAACGAUAACUGGCAAACAAAAUAUGGCAAUUAUAUUUCCCCCCGGUCCAGGUGGUGGUCCUCCACAAAUAAUUACUCAGCAAGGAAAUCCAUCAAUGUAUCCUCAAUUCCCUGGAUUUUCACCCAACCACCCUGGUUAUCCUGGACAAAUUCCAGCCUUCGGUCCAUUUCCAUUUCCUCAAAUCAACAGGCCACCACACCAGCAUAAUAUAAUGCACGAGCAAAAGGAUUCACCUGAACUUUUAUCAUCCGAGGAAAAUGACGGUUUAUUAUGGAACAAGGACCUGCAUCAACACGGUAUAAUAGACAGCAGCGAAGAUUCAUUUGGAUUUUCAUCUGAGGAAGAUGACGGUUUAACAUGGAAUAAAGACCCGAACCAACACAGUAUGAUAGACAGCGGCGAAGAUUCAUCUGGAUUUUCAUCCGAGGAAGAUGAAGGUUUAACAUGGAAUAAAGACACGAACCAACAUAGUAUGAUAGACAGCGGCGAAGUUUCAUCUGAGUUCUCUUCAGAGGAAAGUGGCGAAAAUGGCAUGUACAGCGGCGAGGCCGAAAAUAGUGAGGAUUGUAAUAUAGUAAUAAAUAUUAAUUGAACCGAAAAAUGUAUUAAGCGUCAAUUGGGGAACUGUGUGGAAUAAAGGCGUAAGUGUGCUUACGCUCUUUUUGCUUCGAUUCGUUUAAGGUCUCUAAAAACAUAUACCUUUCUUCCGUAGAUUCGGUGUAUUAAAGAGAGUCGGAUCAUCAGUAUUGGAAAAGUUGAAAAUUCUAUGCAUGAGAUUUUUAAUAGAAAAUUCUCUUUAAAACAAAAAUAGAUAGCUCAAACCGUAAAUUAUAAGAAAUUUUAAGCAUAAAAUAACCUGGAAAAAGAUAAGAUUCAAAAUAUCCUAUUUUAAUCUUUAUGAGCGUUUUCUGCAAAAUACACUGCGCUAA